This is a messenger RNA of Dalotia coriaria, 2089 nucleotides long. It is a transcript of the gene tos, whose product is annotated as Exonuclease tos. Gene Ontology annotation, molecular function: 5'-flap endonuclease activity; metal ion binding; 5'-3' DNA exonuclease activity. Gene Ontology annotation, biological process: mismatch repair; DNA recombination. NCBI's taxonomy places the organism in Eukaryota, Metazoa, Arthropoda, Insecta, Coleoptera, Staphylinidae. The record is from RefSeq and is a predicted model, not a curated record. The coding region runs from base 255 to 2012 and encodes 585 amino acids. The transcript has 2 exons. Gene Ontology annotation, cellular component: nucleus.
AAUUAUACUCACAUUAUAAAUGUUAACACAUUAUUCUGUUAUUCUUUUCGUAUUUUUACCAAACAUAACCCUAGAUUAUGUUGGUAGCGCCGCGAGAAUUAAACCCGCGAAAUUUAGCGCGAUCCAUACUCAUUCAACAAACCGUACGAAGAGAAUUCUUGAAUUUAACCUGGAAUCAACAAUAAACCAAAACAUUCCCACAAAUAAUUCCGCAUAAUGUUAAGUCAUAAAACAAGUUAACUAAUAAUACUGCCAUGGGUAUCCAGGGACUUCUCCAAUUCUUAAAAAACAGUGAUGAAAAUCUAAGUGCUAUCAAACCGUCGCAUUUAAGCAAGCUACGUGGAAAAAAGGCCGCAAUCGAUGCAUAUUCCUGGCUACACAAGGGUGUUUACACCUGUGCAGAUGAUUUAUUCCUCAAUAAACCAACUACCAAGUAUGUUGGUUAUUGUCUUAAAAACAUUAAAAUGCUCCUGGAUCAUUCCAUAACACCAGUGCUGGUCUUUGAUGGAGGCAGAAUGCCCUUCAAAGUAGUUGAACAAAAAAGAAGAGAAGACAGGAAAAGAGCGAAGAAGGAAGCAGAUGACCUCAUUGCAGCAGGCCGAAUGAAUGAAGCCUACUCACAAAUGGUUCAAAGUAUAAAUGUAACUCAUGAAAUGGCUUCUAAUUUAAUGAAAGCAGCUAGGAAAUUAGGUGUGGAGAGUGUAGUGGCUCCCUAUGAAGCAGAUGCACAAUUAGUUUAUUUAGAAAAAUCCGGUUUAGUUGAUUUUAUCAUCUCAGAAGACUCAGAUCUGAUUGUUUUUGGUGCUCAAAAGGUCUUUCUUAAGAUGACCCCUUCAGGACAUGGAGAUCUCUUUGAUGCUGACUGUGUUGAACUAUGUCUGCAGGCUAAUAAACGCCUCAAAGGCAAUUUUCUACCUCAAAAGUUGCUGUUUUCUGCAAUUUUAUCCGGCUGUGAUUAUCUUAAGAAUCUGCCAGGUAUCGGGCUGAUCAAAGCGUGGAAGUUUAUGAAUAUGACUGAGAAUACUAAUAUAAGACAAUUCUUGACAAAAAUACCGAGUUACUUGAAACUAUCUGUUGAAAUUGAUGAUGAAUACAAAGAGGGGUUCAUUAUGGCAUGGCUCGCGUUUCAGUAUCAGUUGGUUUUUGACACGAGGCAAAAAAGGCGGGUUCCUUUACACGCUGUGACAGAUGAUGUCUCUAAAGAUGAUUAUGAUACGUUUUUAAGUCGUUUUGAAGGGACUAGUGUGGAUCAUUUGCAAUUAGCGCUUGGGAAUAUUGAUUCCAGACAAAAAGAGUAUGAUAAUUAUCAUCCACAUAUGUUAUCUUAUUUAUAUUAUGGAGUGGAACAGGCAAGUAAUAAUAUUACAACUCCUGAAAGUCCUGUGCUUGGAUUCAGCACAGAAGGUGUGUACAAACGUAGGCAAAGCAAAAGAAAAAGCCUUCCAACAGAAGAGGCAAUAUAUCAAGAAGAUGAAGAUAUAGCAAAUUAUUACAAAAAUAUGAGUCCGAGAGUUGUCCCCAAAAAGGAAGAAUCUCCACCUGUGCAACCACCACGCAAACGUAUAAAAUGUAAAUUUUUCAAGUACAAAUCACAGGAUGAUGAUAAUGAUGACUCUCUAAAAGUACAAAGUCGUUUCUUCAAGAGUAAAGAUGAAGAUAUAAUAACAAAUACUCCUAACGAAAAUAUAGAUAAUCAAAAUGAAGAUGAAGAUGACCUGAAGAAAGUAUAUAAAGACGCUGGAAUUGAAUUUGAUUCCGAAGCUUCAAAUGAUGCGAAUGAAGCAAUUAAAACCACACAAAAAGAAGAAAUGAAGACUCCCGUGAAAGAUGAUGUUGAAGAUAUUGUAAUCACACCUGACGUACCAGAAUCUCCUAUUAUUACAAGUCAAGCCGAAAAAAUCAAGCCUAAAUUUAAAGAAAUUCAAAAUAUAAAAAGCUUUGCAAAGGCUAAGAAACCACGAAUUGUUCCUAAGAAUCAGCCCACUUUAUUAGGGUUUUUUAAGAAGCUGUGAAACGUAUUAUUGUAUUAAGUAUUAUUUAUAAUUAUAGUUAAUUUUUUUACCGACAUUAAAGAAUUUUUCAUUGAAAA